AUGUCAAAAGAUUUGAUUCUGUUUUGUUUUUUUCAGUCCUGUCCAGUGUGUUUAGAAGAUUUUAAAUCCAAUGAGAAAUUAGCCAUCUGUCCGUGUAAACAUGGUUUUCAUCAGAAAUGUUUAUGCCAGUGGUUACAUCGAAAAAAUACCUGUCCAUUAUGUAAAGCGAAAGUACAGCCAUUACUAGGGGAGAGAACUGGUUUGAUGCCGAUAGCUGUAACAACUUUAUGA
Molecule: messenger RNA, 231 nt
Organism: Lottia gigantea (owl limpet)
Lineage: Eukaryota; Metazoa; Mollusca; Gastropoda; Lottiidae
Exons: 2
Coding region: 1-231 (76 amino acids)
Source: RefSeq, a predicted model, not a curated record